Messenger RNA from Branchiostoma belcheri (Belcher's lancelet), 1051 nucleotides. RefSeq lists its product as uncharacterized. Lineage: Eukaryota; Metazoa; Chordata; Leptocardii; Amphioxiformes; Branchiostomatidae. The record is from RefSeq and is a predicted model, not a curated record. The transcript is spliced from 6 exons. The annotation marks the transcript as partial.
AGUUAACGACUGAAGAGAGCACAACUGUAACCGCCACAGACAUGACCACAUCAAGUGAGUUAACAACUGAAGAGAGCACAACUGAUGCCACCACCACAAACAUGACCACUGCAAGUGAGUUAACGACUGAAGAGAGCACAACUGUAACCACCACAGACAUGACCACAUCAAGUGAGUUAACAACUGAAGAGAGCACAACUGAUGCCACCACCACAAACAUGACCACUGCAAGUGAGUUAACGACUGAAGAGAGCACAACUGAUGCCACCACCACAAACAUGACCACUGCAAGUGAGUUAACGACUGAAGAGAGCACAACUGAUGCCACCACAGACACUGAUGAAAUCACAUCUACUACAACUAAGCUUUCUACCACAGAGAUAAGCACAGCUGAACCUUUUGUUUCAAACCCUUCAGUUAUUAUCACUGUUCCUGAAAUAGUGCCCGCCAACGAUCUUAUCGAUAUAACAGCGGUCAUUGCCAUCAUCAAUGUGGUGAUCGUUCCAGUUCAGUGUUCCAUGGAGUUUCCUGGGGCUAUCACCUCGAUUGAUUUUUAUGUUACUUUUCUCGAAAAGGUCACGCCAUACUACAGUAACACGGAAGGGUACCAGGGCAUAAAGAUAACUGGUAUCAGACCAGUAAAGAGAAGGCGGCGGAACACCCCAGGCACGAAAGUAUACUACGAAGUCGAGUAUAACUACAAGGAGCUAAGCGAAACCGGCGGUGUGAAGAACGUUUCCAGCCGUCUUGAAAAUGACGUGAAGGCAGGAAAUUUCGCCGUCGAAGGCAUCACAGCCAAACAGGAAUCGCUGAGUUACCCAAGUGAAUCAGAAAUUAGAGCAGCUGCCAUCGAAGCAGUAAUCGAACAGGUUGCUGUAGAUCCAGGUCUGAUUGAAGGCGGGCUGUGUGCCUUCACCAAUUGCUCGAGUGGAUACGAAUGUCAACAAGACGAAACUAGUGGUAACGUUAUCUGUGCAGAACAGUGUACAAACGGUUAUUGUUACAACGAGGGUACCUGUAUUCAUUUGGAGAAAAGAGAUAUUUACUGCAG